AUGAUGCUGAUGAUACAAGGACAAAUGGGCUUCCACCCAAGAAUAAAAUGUCGGGGGUUUUUGGUAGUUCUGCUUUUUGUAUCAUUUGCUGUCAGCUUAGAUUUCACUAAGGAUGAAGAAGAAGAAUGUCUUAACCACUUAUUAGAUCCAGCAACCGGGCAGAUUGAUGAUAAUGUGGCUGAGCUGUUAUGGACGAGUUGCAAACAAUAUCUGAAGGAAGCUUAUGAAGAUCCCAAGUUACAUCUUUCGGACGAAACACGAAGAAGAGCCAAUGAUAUCUAUAAAAGAAGUCACUCAUUAGCCAAAGAAAGUUUUCAGAAAUUGAUUAACGUUCUCCGUCCCCAGUUAAAGCGAUCUCUUUCCGUCUGCAUAAGAAAGAAUAAACUUCUAUUCCAAGAAACUGGAAAAGACAGUGGCUUCAAGACUUGUUAUCCCCCUUAUUCUGAGUCAUUGAUCCGCUGGUGUGAGGUUUCUAGGAGUGGUUUAACUAGUCAGAGCUUUGCAGUAGACUCUGUCUCGAACUCACGCCGAUCUUCGGCUCCAGCCCCCUCUCUUUCGUAUGAAUCUCCUGAUUCUAGUACAGAUCUAUCGCUAAGUGUCAAAUUAUCAACUUCUCAACUAACUAUACAUAAGAAACAAACUGAAGCUGUUGCUAUAGAAGAAGAAUUAGAAGAGGAAGAGGAAGACCAUACAAUAAUUUUUAUUGCUUGUGUCGCCACUGCAGUAGUAACGUCUCUUAUUGCAUUAGUGGUACUAUUUAUCUGCUGUCGUAAUGAUUCUGGAUCUACAUUAAAUGAUGAGAGCCCCCUUCUCAGUUUGAGGAGUGAUGCCUCAGGUGGUUCUUCUCUUGCCGCUGGAUCUAGUCAAGAAUCAAGCUUACAGAAAAAUGCUUCAACUAAUGGCAUUGAAUCUGAUGCUCUACAAAACUCCUUGGAUGGAAAUGCAUCAGAUGGAAAUGUCGCCAAUGCCUUACCUGAAUCUUCUGAGACACCACCAGACAAUGCCGGUUUGCAAUUACCGUUGCCUCCAGGAAGGGCUGCUCCAGGUGGAUUACCUCCUGGAAAAGAUGCUCCUCAACCUCCUGCCCCACCAGCUAAUGCUCCUCCUCCACCACCACCUCCCUCUGCAGGCCCUCGACCUCCUCCUCCACCUGCACCUCCAGGUGCUAAACCAGGUCCUCCACCACCUCCUCCUCCAAAAGGUGGUGCUGGUGCUCCUCCACCACCUCCUCCAAAGGUGUGCUGGUGUGGCUCAGGGGAGGCUAAAGCCAAACUGAAGCCAUUUUUUUGGGAUAAAGUUGCAAAUACCCCUGAGCAAGGACAGGUGUGGAAUCAGAUUAAAGCGGGAUCAUUCCAGUUCAAUGAGGAGAAGAUAGAAACACUGUUUGGGUAUACACCCGUUGAGAAGAGCAAGAGUGAUAAAAAGGAGCCAACCAAGAAGGAACCUCUGUUUAUUCAACUCCUAGAUCCCAAGAAAGCACAAAACUUAUCAAUCCUUUUGAAGGCAUUGAAUGUGACAUCAGAAGAAGUUUCUGAUGCACUUGUUGAAGCAAAUGAGCUCCCCACUGAGCUUCUCCAAAAUUUAUUGAAGAUGGCACCGACAGAAGAGGAAGAACUCAAACUUAGACUGUUCACUGGUACAAUGACUCAACUGGGGCCUGCUGAGCGGUUCCUGAAAGUCUUGGUUGACAUCCCUCAUGCUUAUAAAAAGAUGGAAACACUGCUGUUUAUGUGCACUCUUCAUGAUGAUCUUACCGCUACUAGAGAAUCCUUUCAAACAUUAGAGUCUGCUUGCAAGGAACUUAAAAGCAGCCGUCUUUUCUUCAAGCUCUUAGAAGCUGUCCUUAAAACCGGAAAUCGCAUGAAUGACGGGACAUUCCGUGGCGGUGCACAAGCUUUCAAACUUGACACACUUUUGAAGUUAUCAGAUGUCAAAGGAAUAGAUGGUAAGACAACACUAUUGCACUUUGUGGUUCAAGAAAUAACACGCACUGAAGGUUUGAGAGCUGCCCGGGUUGCAAGAGAAAGCAAAAGUUUUAGUAGCAUAAAAUCCGAAGAUCUUCUUGAGGAUGCUUCCCCCGAUGAAGAAGAGCAUUACCGCAGCCUUGGUCUCCAGAAGGUUUUCAAUCUGAGUAAUGAGCUUGAAUAUGUCAAGAAAGCUGCUGCUCUUGAUGCUGAAAACAUAACAGCAACUGUUGACAGAAUUGGACAAACAAUGGUGAAAGCACGUAAUUUCUUGAACACGGAGAUGAAGCAUAGCGACGAAAAAAGUGGUUUUCACGACACACUAAAGAGUUUUGUGCAUAAUGCUGAGCCGGAUGUCAUGUCGUUGCUUGAGGAGGAGAAGAAAGUAAUGGAUUUAGUGAAGAGCACCGGCGAUUACUUUCAUGGUAAUGUGAAAAAGGAUGAGGGCUUGCGAUUGUUUUCCAUUGUUCGAGAUUUUUUGGUUAUUUUGGAUAAGGUGUGCAAAGAGGUUAAAAAUUGCCCUAUUAAGCCACCACCUAAAAAGCAGGGGUCCAAUGUAUCAUCUACCUCUGAGUCUCGUGCUGCACCACCUUCUCCUGAUCCUCGUGCCACACCACCUUUUCCUGAUCCUCGUGGCGCACCACCUUCACCUGAUCCUCGUGGCGCACCACCUUUUCUGAGGAGGAGAAGAAAGUGUGCAAGAGGGGUCCAAUGUAUCUACCUCUGUGCUCGUGCUGCACCACCUUCUCCUGAUCCUCGUGCCACACCACCUUUUCCUGAUCCUCGUGGCGCACCACCUUCACCUGAUCCUCGUGGCGCACCACCUUUUCCUGAUCCUCGUGCCACACCACCUUUUCCUGAUCCUCGUGCCGAACCACCUUCACCUGAUCCUCAUGCUACACCACCUUCUCCUGAUCCUCCUGUAGCACCACCUUUUCCUGAUCCUCGUGCCGCACCACCUUCUCCUGAUCCUCCUGCCGCAACACCUUUUCCAGAUCCUCGUGCCGAAUCACCUUCUCCAGAUCCUCUUGCCGAACCACCUUCUCCAGGUCCUCUUGCCGAACCACCUUCGCCUUCCCCUGGACCUCCUGCUGCACCACCGCCUCCUUCUCCUGGUCCUCGUGCUGCACCGCUGCUUUCUCGUCCUCCUGCUGCACUACCACCACGUCCUGAUCCUUGUCAGAAGCUUGCUAAUGCAAUUUCUCAGCAAAGGGUGGAUGAUUCUAGUUCUGAUUCGAGUUCAGAUGAGAAUAGUUAA
Hibiscus syriacus is the source of this 3222-nucleotide messenger RNA. Its product is annotated as formin-like protein 5. Gene Ontology annotation, molecular function: actin filament binding. NCBI's taxonomy places the organism in Eukaryota, Viridiplantae, Streptophyta, Magnoliopsida, Malvales, Malvaceae. The coding region runs from base 1 to 3222 and encodes 1073 amino acids. Gene Ontology annotation, biological process: actin nucleation; actin cytoskeleton organization. The transcript is spliced from 8 exons. The record is from RefSeq and is a predicted model, not a curated record.